CAGGGUGGACCAAGUUAGAGACCUUGGCAUACUAUUUGACUCAAAACUGACUUUUCAUGCUCAUUUCGAUCUUGUCAUGUCUACUUCUAAUAAGGCAUUAGGUUUUUUAUGUAGAAUAUGCAAGGACUUUCAGGACGAAGCGGCGGUGAAAUCUCUGUAUUAUUCCUUUGUAUUCAGUAAACUUAGUUAUGGUAGUGUAGUGUGGUCUCCAUAUUAUAAUGUGCACAAGCUACGGUUUGAAAGACUGCAAAAUAAAUUGAUCGUGAUGAAUUGCUACGACUCGCCGGAGUUAUUAUCACUCGUGCAUUUUCAUGUACCGCAGAGGCAAACGAGAAAUAGACAGCUUUUUCAUAACAGAAGUUUCAGGACAAACGUGGGUAGGAAUUCCCCUGUGACCAGGAUGUGUGACCACUUUAAUAAAUAUGUCAUUGAUUUAAAUAUUUUCAUUAUGUCCUUGCUCUCCUUCAAGAAGAAAUGUAAGGAAAUUUUCUGUUUAUAAGACAGUGCAUACUAGUUAUUUAGGUUUUUCUUUUUUGUGGAAUGUACAUUGUUGGUUUCCCGGAUAACCGUGGGUACUUUUGUAGACACUUAUAAGUUUUUUGUAUUCUAUCUAUUUGUGGAUGCUAUUUUGGGUGUAACCUGUUUGUAUCCCUUUUUCUC
This is a messenger RNA of Coccinella septempunctata (seven-spotted ladybird), 660 nucleotides long. RefSeq lists its product as uncharacterized. The transcript has 2 exons. The record is from RefSeq and is a predicted model, not a curated record. The coding region runs from base 77 to 499 and encodes 140 amino acids. Lineage: Eukaryota; Metazoa; Arthropoda; Insecta; Coleoptera; Coccinellidae.